UAUCUUUUUCCUGCAGGUUCCAAGUUUUAAGGUUCGAUCGAAUCAAAAGCUGUUUAAUUUCGCAGCCGUAAGAUUUUGGGUUAUGAUCAUUAUCCAUUAUCCAUUAUCCAUCAUCCCCAUCCCAUCCCAUCCCCAUCAAUCAUUAUCAAGAAAGAGUCUUUCAUUACCGGACCGUUAUUGCAUACACUGCUGGUUGAUUUUGUACAACACUGAUAAAAAUCUCCAUUUUCUUCUUCACCACAGCCACGGCCACGUCUUUGUAUUAUUAGAUAUCCAUCAUAUCAUAUCAUAGGUACCUACCUAAUCAUCAUCAUCAUCCACCACCAUCCACCACCACUACUCCAGUACCACUCGGAUCAAAGAAUACAACAUUCACAUCAUCCUCUCGAUUCAAUUACCUCGACUUUCUCCACCUAUCGACCGUUCACUCCAUUACUUCAUACCUGUCUACCUACAUAUACAUACAUAUAUUGGUACACCAUUGUCCCAAACGCCAUACAUAGGUCCCAUAUCACAGCCUGCAAAUUACGAAAAGAAUUGCCACGAUUGGUACCAAUGAGAUCAACGUCCCUCUCAGAAAACGAAAAGAGGAUUAUCCUAUAAAAACCAGUGGUAUUGCUAGGUACGGAGCACAAAAGAAAGAUACCUACAUUAAUAAAGUUUGAUUGAUUUGGAAAGAUAUCUUACUUUUUUUCCGACUCGACCACCUCUCUCGUCAUCAUCUCUUCUUCAUUUUACCUACCCAGAACGGAUUACCUCUUGUAUCCUGAUUAGUACCUUACCUACGACUUUCAUUACAUUUGAUUUUAUUUACCAAGCACUGACUGGUAUAAAAGAAGUGAAGUGAGAAGUGAAAGAAGAAGUCAUCUUAUUAUUGUAGCUCUGCUGAAGCUUGUUAGCGCCAAUCCAAUCUCGCUAAUUCAAAGGUCCUGAAUGUCCCAUCCUAUUAUCGACACUCAUCUCGUCCAAUCUUCAUUCAAAAGUCAUUCUUUCAAUUUCUCUCCUUCAGGAGCGUCGAGAUUUGUUGAUUGGACAUCAACUUAAAUCAUUCGACGCGUUUUCAAGAUAAAAGUCCUUGAAUUCGACUCGAUAGAUCUUUAUAAAGAUUUAGUCCUCCGAUAAUCUUGUUUUUUUCUUAAUCAAUAUCGAAUUGCCCUCGAUGAGUAAUGAGGUAGCUCAGCCGACUGAGCAAGAUCCUAGCCGCUCAACUUCAUUGGAAGGAACGAAAGGAGUUAAACCACCUACCCUCGACACUUCCAACUUCACCGCAGUUUCCCAACCACCCAGCUCAUCUACACAACAGUCGACUACUCAAAAUACUUUGACAGGAGAUUCCGACAACGGUUUGAAUUCGACUACCAACGUCGAAAAGGAUCAAGGACGAACCAGCGGACCGUUGACUGAAACUCCCAAGAAGAACAAGGACCUACUUAAAGUUCCAUCGAGAUCGUCUUCCAACAAAAUCCAGCAUUCGCCAACUUCCACGGGUUUAAGUGGAGCGACAGCGAGCGAGGGAAGAGAGAGCAUAGGUGGGCGAUCCAAGGAAUCGAAGGGUAGUUUUCUUGGGCGAAGGCGGAAUGGGAGUGCGGCAAGCAGCAAAAUGUCGAUAAAAUCACCUGGAAACCCUACAGGCGCUGCAGGUUCCUCGCAACCAGCAGUUCCAGACGCUCCUUCAGUUCGUCAACCAAAAAAGAAGAAGAGCUUUCUCUCUCUUCUUUGUUGCGGUACUCCGGACCACGCCAAUUCUUUGGAUGCACCUGUUCCUGCCAACAAGGUCUCCAAAUUUAGUUUAAGCCGCCCUACAACAGCUAAGCAACCUGACUCGAGCAAGAUGGGACAACAAGCCAGUGUUCCCGCGGUACCACAAGUAGAGAAAGAGAAUCUGCUGCAACCUCAACAAGCGCCUCAAGUCGAGAGCGGAGAGGAGAAGCAUGACGCAACAAGCUCUCAGGAAACCGCCAAAGCUACCCCCUCCUCCUCGGAUGCCAAUGGAGAGCUGAAUCGUCCAAUCAGUGACGCUCGCGAUCAACCUUUGCCAGACUUGCCCACUGUUGUAGAAGCAGAGCCUACGCUACCUGAGACCGCAAACCCAACAGUAUCUGUUGAUGCUCCAGCGCAGUCUGAAGCGGCAAUCGGAGCUGCAUCUCCAAGUUCGGAUCUGGGACAGCAAGAUGGUGGAGACGAGAAGAUCGCAAACUUGGAUCCAGGAACCACCGAAACCGACGAGGCUCCAUUACCACUCCCAAAAGAUGAACCAAUGGCUGGUCAAACUCUUCCACCUCCGCCACCCGUCCCUCAAAUCCCAACUACCGAAGACGUCACUGAAACGGAAUCUAUAGAGCAAAAACAGCAAUGGCUCUUACCACCAAUUGCACCAAGAUUCAAAGGAAAGAAAUGUCUGGUUCUUGAUCUCGACGAGACUUUGGUUCAUAGUAGUUUUAAGAUCUUACACCAAGCAGAUUUCACAAUUCCCGUAGAGAUUGAAGGGCAAUUCCACAAUGUAUACGUCAUCAAGCGUCCUGGCGUUGAUCAAUUUAUGAAGCGAGUCGGGGAACUCUACGAGGUUGUGGUCUUCACAGCUUCUGUUUCCAAGUAUGGUGACCCACUUCUCGACCAACUUGACAUUCAUCACGUUGUUCAUCAUCGACUUUUCCGUGAAAGUUGUUACAAUCAUCAAGGAAAUUACGUAAAGGAUCUUUCUCAAGUCGGUCGCGAUUUGAGAGAAACCAUUAUCAUUGACAAUUCUCCCACCUCUUACAUCUUCCACCCGCAACAUGCUGUUCCUAUCAGCAGUUGGUUCUCAGAUGCUCACGACAAUGAGCUUUUGGAUCUAAUCCCAGUUCUCGAGGACUUGGCCGGCUCGCAGGUCCGAGAUGUCAGUUUAGUUCUUGAUGUUGCGCUCUAAGAAGGGAGCAAAAUCUUCUUGCAAUUCGCUUGAUAUCAUAGCGGAAGGCGUUUCGGUUGAUACCUUUGGUUUCGUUGUAGAAUGUACUGUUUAAUCUAUAUAAUGGGCCAGCGUGCUGGGUCAGCCUUGGUGCAGGAAGGUAUGCGAGUGGGAGUGAUGGAGGAAAAUUGCUAGAAAGCGAGAGAUCAAAUCACAUUGAUGGGUCGAAAUCUCCGUGAUUGGGAUAUGAGAAAAAUAACAUCAUCUCAAUGGAAGAGCGAACAGCAAAAAAGCGAGCAUCAUACGAUGCACACCGUACAACAACAGAUCGGCCUGUCACAUUCUUUUUCUGCCCAGCAAGAUCUGAGGCACUUUGGGCAGACGCAUAUCCGACAUUUUCAUUUGUCCAACUCUUUUUUUUUCUACUUUAUUAAAACUUCUCGGGGCUUUGCGCAUGGCGCAGACUCUUCAUGUAUCAAACACUCUAUCCACCGUUUUGUGAAUGCUUUGGAGAUAGCAUUCAUCAAAUACCAAAAAUGAAACGAUUCCAUACGACCUUCUACUUUACUUACACUCCAAUUACACCUUUCUUGUAAAUAAUUACUGGGUAAAUAAAAACUUAAUAAUAAUACUAAGAUGCAUUUUUGGGUG
Messenger RNA from Botrytis sinoallii, 3535 nucleotides. RefSeq lists its product as uncharacterized. Gene Ontology annotation, cellular component: plasma membrane. The coding region runs from base 1160 to 2905 and encodes 581 amino acids. Lineage: Eukaryota; Fungi; Ascomycota; Leotiomycetes; Helotiales; Sclerotiniaceae. Gene Ontology annotation, molecular function: phosphoprotein phosphatase activity. The record is from RefSeq and is a predicted model, not a curated record. The transcript is spliced from 5 exons.